ACGGCUGCCACCAGUGUCUCAGUUGCCUCCUGCUGCUCCAAGAUAUACUCCAAUCUUAGACUUUAAACUGCUCUGCCUGAGAUCAAGGAGAACAAGAUGGUUUUGGAAAUGCUGAACCCAAUGCGUUAUAACCUCACCAGCAUGGUGCCCGAAGUCAUGCCUGUUGCCACCUUGCCAAUCCUGCUGCUCACUGGCUUUCUUCUCUUGGUUUGGAAUCAUGAAGAAACAUCCUCAAUACCAGGUCCUGGCUACUGUAUGGGGAUUGGGCCCCUCAUCUCCCACUUCAGGUUCCUGUGGAUGGGGAUUGGCAGCGCCUGCAAUUACUACAACAAGAUGUAUGGAGAAUUCAUGAGAGUCUGGAUAAGUGGAGAGGAAACACUCAUUAUUAGCAAGUCAUCAAGUACGUUCCACGUCAUGAAACACGAUCACUACGUUGCCCGAUUCGGCAGCAAACUCGGGUUGCAGUGCGUGGGCAUGCAUGAGAAUGGCAUCAUAUUUAACAGUAACACAGCCCUCUGGAAAGCUGUUCGACCUUUCUUUUUAAAAGCUUUGAGCGGCCCUGGCCUUGCAUGCAUGGUGACAGUUUGUGUUGAGGCCAUGACGAGACAUCUGGACAGGUUGGAGGAGGUCACCAAUGAGUUGGGCUAUGUCGAUGUGUUGACCCUCAUGCGACGUAUCAUGCUGGACGCCUCCAACUCACUCUUCCUGAGGAUCCCCUUGGACGAAAAAAACAUCGUGGUUAAAAUCCAGGGUUAUUUUGAUGCGUGGCAGGCUCUCCUUCUCAAACCAGACAUCUUCUUUAAGAUUUCUUGGCUAUACAGAAAGUAUGAAAAGUCUGUCAAGGAUUUGAAAGAUUCCCUGGAAGUUCUGAUAGAUGAAAAAAGAUACAGGAUUUCUACAGCAGAGAAACUGGAAGACCAUAUGGAUUUUGCCACUGAGCUGAUUUUGGCAGAGAAACGUGGCGACCUGACAAGAGAGAAUGUGAACCAGUGCAUAUUGGAAAUGCUGAUCGCAGCGCCAGACACCAUGUCUGUCUCUGUCUUCUUCAUGCUAUUUCUCGUUGCCCAGCACCCUAAGGUUGAAGAGGCACUCAUGAAGGAAAUCCAGACUGUUGUUGGUGAAAGAGACAUAAGGAUUGAUGAUAUGCAAAAAUUAAAAGUGGUGGAAAACUGUAUUUAUGAGAGCAUGCGGUACCAGCCUGUCGUGGACAUUGUCAUGCGCAAAGCCUUGGAGGAUGAUGUCAUUGACGGCUACCCAGUGAAAAAGGGGACUAACAUUAUCCUGAAUAUUGGAAGAAUGCAUAAACUCGAGUUUUUCCCCAAGCCCAAUGAAUUUACUCUUGAAAACUUUGAGAAGAAUGUUCCUUACAGGUAUUUUCAGCCAUUUGGUUUUGGGCCCCGUGCCUGUGCAGGAAAGUACAUCGCCAUGGUGAUGAUGAAGGCGAUCCUGGUUACACUUCUGAGACGAUUCCAUGUGCAGACGUUACAAGGAGGGAGUAUUGAAAAUAUGCAGAAGAAAAACCACUUGUCCUUGCACCCAGAUGAGAGUAGCAGCUUGCUGGAAAUGAUUUUCAUCCCAAGAAAUUCAGAAAAGAGCCUCAAACACUAAAUAAGUUUGGUCAGUACCUACUCUGGAGCAUUUCUCAUCAGUAGUUCACAUGCAAACUAUCCAUCUUUGCCAGGUAGUGUCAUUCUCACAGUGAACAUUCAGUGGCCUGUGGCAUUUUAUAGGCAUACCUCCUUAUGGGCUGUCAGCAAGCCAGGAGACAUCAGUCAUCUGAUCUUGUCCAAACCAGAGAACCAGACUGCAAAAGAAAAUGCAGAGGCCAAGAGUUUGUGGGGGAAAUGGUCAGUGAAGAAAAUGCAGCCGUAAAGGCCCAAUUCCACAAAAUAUGAUUUGGAAAAGAUAGGCCAUCGACAAAACUUAUGUCCUGCUUGCCACAUGAUCUUCACUGCACUGCCCCAAGAGUAUUUUAAUGUCUGGGGCAGAAGCACUCAAGUUUAUUAGAAAGGCCAGGCUGAUGUCUGGGUACCUAGAGCCCAACACACCUGCUAGUGCAAAUAAAGGUGCUUUGAUUUGGUUUUCAGUGGGCUUGGCCACUGCAACUUUCAUAGUCUUUGGAGAAAUGCUUACAAAUUCAGCAUUUGACUUUUCCUAUGAAUUAUAAUCAUUUAUCUCUUGUUUAUCAUGUGAUUUGUCUGUGGCAUAAGUUAAAUUGGAGAUUAUCCUUUCUCCGUCUCUCAGUUGAUGCCUCAGCCACUUACCACUGAUUUAGGUAUGAUUCAGGUAAUCAAAGUAACUUAGUAAUAGCAUGAGUAAAUAUAAUUAGUAUCAUGUCUGCUGUAGGAAAAAAAAUUCACAUAUGCAUUUAAAAUUCAAAUGAAAAUUCUUAUGGGUUGGGGGGAGGGCAAAAGGGGUAAAGGGGCAAAUAUGCAUGGUAACAGAUGGAAACUAGACUUUUAGUGGUGAACACGAUGUAGUCUAUGUAAAGCCAAACUAUAAUGAUGUACAACUGAAAUUUACACAGUGUUAUAUAUCAAUUUACCCCAAUAAAAUAAUUUUUUGAAAAACUUUUCUUUGUUUGCAUUGUUGCUUAGCUCCAUUAGUGUGGAUAACCGAGAGAUAAUUUUAAAUAACAGCAUCUAUUAACUCUUACAACAGCUCCAAUGAGCUGUUGGGGGAGAGGAAGUACUCUAAAUCUAUAUCUAAUUCUACAACUCAGUGGGUUCAAACUUCUAAGGAAUGCUCCUCCUAUUCCAUUAUCCUUCUCCCUCGACAUUUUCCCCCUCUUUCUUUCCAUGUCCCCAAAAGCCAAGGGCAACAGAUCAAUAGAGAACAUGAUCAAGAAGGAACCCUUGCAA
This is a messenger RNA of Diceros bicornis minor, 2861 nucleotides long. RefSeq names its product aromatase. The transcript is spliced from 10 exons. Gene Ontology annotation, molecular function: monooxygenase activity; oxidoreductase activity, acting on paired donors, with incorporation or reduction of molecular oxygen; iron ion binding. Lineage: Eukaryota; Metazoa; Chordata; Mammalia; Perissodactyla; Rhinocerotidae. The coding region runs from base 97 to 1608 and encodes 503 amino acids. The record is from RefSeq and is a predicted model, not a curated record.